Messenger RNA from Xenopus tropicalis (tropical clawed frog), 2525 nucleotides. Its product is annotated as provisional ortholog of kinesin family member 20A. The transcript has 19 exons. Gene Ontology annotation, biological process: microtubule-based movement. Lineage: Eukaryota; Metazoa; Chordata; Amphibia; Anura; Pipidae. Gene Ontology annotation, molecular function: cytoskeletal motor activity; microtubule motor activity; nucleotide binding. The record is from RefSeq and is a predicted model, not a curated record. The coding region runs from base 75 to 2438 and encodes 787 amino acids. Gene Ontology annotation, cellular component: spindle.
CUUCCUGUCUAGCCCAGGUGGGUUUUGUUGCUUGUUUAGGGGCUGUCUCCUUUGGUUGGUAAGCAAGUAGAGUGAUGGAUAUUAGAGACGAGAGUUCUGUGUAUCCAGCAGAGUUGAGCUCUGUUCUCGACCCCCCUGCAUGCAGUACUAUCAUUGACGCUCUAGAUUCUGACUCCGUAUUGUUGAGCGAUCCGGCUUCUCACCCACUGAAAGUGUACCUGAGAGUGCGGCCCUUUUCAAAAGCAGAGCUUGCAAGCAAUGAAGCACAGGGUUGUGUGACUAUUGAGAAUGGGGAGUUGGUAUCUUUGCGGGCGCCUAAAGAUUCUUCUACAAUGAAAAACUGUGAAAGGGGAAUCGGGCAGUCUGUGCACAAGUUCACAUUUACUAGGAUUUUUGGCCAUGAAACAUCACAAGCAGAGUUUUUUGAGGGCACAAUGAAAGAGGUGGUGAAUUCCUUUUCUGAUGGACAGAAUGGACUUGUCUUCACGUACGGAGUGACCAACGCUGGCAAAACUUUUACCAUUCAAGGUACCCCAAAAGAUGGGGGUAUCUUACCCCGGUCACUGGAUGUGAUUUUCAGUCAUAUGAAAGGGAGGCAGUACCGCAGGAUGAAUUUGAAGCCCUAUCUUAGCAACGAUAUCAUGAAACUAGAGGCGGCGCAGGUUAAACAGGAGGAAUCCAUGAAAGCCUCACUCCUUUCUUCAUUAAAAGAGGAUGGCAUGAAAAGUGUCCCAAGCUCAAGUAACCUGAAGCAAAGUAUGUCCACGUCUUGUGAAAGCAUCUCAAAUGAUGGGUCAGUCUGUGGAUCUCUUGAAUGUGAGGAUGGAGAUGCUGUUCAGUUCUCUGCUUGGGUGGCUUUCUUUGAAAUCUACAAUGAGUAUGUCUAUGACUUGCUGGACCAGUUUCCUUCAUCAAAGAACCAAAAGCGACCAGCCUUAAAAAUCUGUGAUGACCAAUCAGGCAAUUCUUAUGUAAAAGAUUUAAAGUGGAUAAAUAUUGCUAGUACUGAAGAAGCCUGCAAAAUAUUACAGUUUGGCAACAAGAACCGAAGUCUGGCAUCAACUCGCAUGAACCAACAGUCUAGCAGGAGCCACAGCAUAUUUACAGUCAGGCUUCUGAAACUUACUGCCGAUGAUGAUCCGCGAGUCCUCACAGUGUCGGAAAUGUCCCUGUGUGAUCUGGCCGGAUCUGAGCGGUGCAAUAAAACUCAAACAGUUGGCGACAGACUGAAAGAAGCUGGAAACAUCAAUAAUUCUCUUCUCAUCCUUGGCAAGUGUAUCGGGGCCCUGAAGCAAAGUCAGAAUCCCAAAAAGGCCAGCUAUGUCCCAUUCAGGGAAAGCAAGCUGACUAGGCUAUUCCAGCCCUUCUUCUGUGGCAAGGGCAAGGCGUGCAUGAUUGUGAACAUAAACCAGUGUGCUUCAACAUAUGAUGAGACCCUGCAUGUCAUGAAGUUUUCAGCUGUAGCGAAACAAGUGGUUCAGUCAAUUCAACCCAGAAACUUUGAAUUUAUGGGCCCAAGGAUGGUUGGAAAAGAUGGAAAGGUAAUCACAGAGAUUGAUCCAAAUAUUUCUGUUGAGGAACUUCUUUCUGAUGAUGAGGACGAGGAGCUGGAUGUCACCAUGAAUCCAGAGGAUCUGCUGAAAAAGAUAGAAGAAGUCAGAGAGAAACUUCUUGCUGAACGGCAGAGCAAACUAGUUCUUGAACUGCAGAUCCGAAAAGAGAUGGGUGAAGCGAUGUAUCAGCAGAUGGUUGAUCUUGAUGAAACAUGGAGUAAACGCUUUGAGGAUCUGAAGGAAACUCACGAGGAACAGCUUGAAAGCAGACUUGAAAUGUACAAGAAGGCAAUAAAGAAUCAUGCCUAUCGGCAGGCAAUGGAUGAGCUUGAAGAGAAUUAUGUCCCACUGGACGAAUUCCAAGCUGAACAAGAGAAAGUUGAGGAAAAGGAGCAGAGAAUACAAGAGUUAGAGAUUGCUCUUGGCCUCAGGAACCCAUCAGGGGAAGAGGAAACAAGCCAAGGUGCUUUAGAAGCAUUAACAAAGCGAUGCCAAGACAAGGAGAAGGUUAUUGCCACUCUGAAGGCUCAGGUUCAGGGUAUAAAAGAAGAAGCCUCUUUAACUGCGAUGAAACUAAACGAAGAAAACCAAUUCCUUAAGCAGCACCUGAAAAUAAAGGAGCAGGAAGUGAAAGGUCUCCAGAGCCUGGCCGAACGCGCCAUUCAACUUGAGGCUUCGGUAACGGAACUGCAGGCUGAAGUGGACCAAAGCCGCAAACUCUUGUCCUCUGUGGAAGUCUGUGAACCAAAACCAAAAAAAGGCUUGUUCUCUAAUAUUAGAAACACUAUGGGUGGCACACCUAAGAGAAUGGCCAGUAAGACUCAGGAGAAACCUGAGGAAGUCUCUGCCACUUCUAGAAAACGACCACUUCUCUCUCGCAAAUGAGGAACCUAAAAAUGAUGUUUUAAAUAUUUGUGUAUAUAUACGUAUUUAUUCUCUGUGGAAGUAAAUAAAACCAGACUUUACAUAUUU